AUGAAUAACAUGGAGCUUAUGCAUUUACCAAACGAGCUUCUUGAGCAUAUCGUUGAAUAUACCUUGCCAGAGGGCUUUGAUCGUCUUGCAUUAACUUGCAAGCGCUUUCAUGUUCUAUGUACCCCGUUUCUUGCGUACCACAACAGACUACGCUGGCAUUUCCAGAAGUUCCACUACAAGACAAAGAAGGUGGUGAAGAGCAGACUUGCUAUACUCCAAAUCCCUGACGUAGUCAGCUCGGGGUUUAACUUGAUUACGAGGAUUGCUGUAGAUCCUGUUGUAGCGCACUACAUUCAAGAGGCGGAUUUUGUAAAGGAUAGUGAAAUAUCGAUGGGCAAACCGCGUGAUUUUGUGACUGACGGAUCUCAUGAUGAAGCUAUGAUGCGAAUGCUUGCCGGUUCCCAUAUAAAACAAGCAGGUUUAGACUGGAAGGAAUACUGGGUUGUAAUUCAGGAAGACCUUAACGAUGGUCGUUAUUCACAACAUGCUGCAGCGUUUGCUCUGACUCUCCUUCCCAAUGUCAAGUUUCUCGGCCUGCCGAAGUGGUGGAAGCCACCAGCGGCACCUGAUAAACUUAUCGACACUAUGAUUUCGAAGGCUCGAAAUAACCUUAGUUGCAACACCUGCCUUGCUCAAAGGUCCGAGGGCUGA
Messenger RNA from Penicillium cataractarum, 651 nucleotides. Its product is annotated as F-box protein. The coding region runs from base 1 to 651 and encodes 216 amino acids. The transcript has a single exon. The record is from RefSeq and is a predicted model, not a curated record. Lineage: Eukaryota; Fungi; Ascomycota; Eurotiomycetes; Eurotiales; Aspergillaceae. Gene Ontology annotation, molecular function: protein binding.